Molecule: messenger RNA, 568 nt
Organism: Diversispora eburnea
Lineage: Eukaryota; Fungi; Glomeromycota; Glomeromycetes; Diversisporales; Diversisporaceae
Source: the annotation of a GenBank genome assembly
GUCUCUUGCUAAAAGCUUACAGACCAGUGAAUCCAAUUGGGAUGAAUUAAUUCCUAGUAUUUUAUUUGCAUAUAGAACAUUAAAACAAGAAUCUACAAAAUAUACUCCUUUUUAUCUCGUACAUGGUAGAGAAGCACAACUACCAAUAGAUAUUGAAUUCCAAAAUCAAGAACAAAAUUUCAAUCCAAUUGAAAAUUUUGAAGAAUCCUUGAAUAGAAGGAUUAGUGCUUUAAAGGGAAUAUUUAUUGAUGCUCAAAUCAUUAAUCAUAGAAAUAUUCAACAUGCACAGGAACUUCAAAGGAAUCGGCAACAAAAUUUGAAGAAAGCUCAAACUUAUGAAGUUAAUGAUAUCAUUUUAUUGUAUGACUCUGCCAAACAACAUGUGCAUGGAGAUAAAUUUUCAAUAAAAUGGAAUGGACCUUUUUGGAUACAAUCAAAAUUAGGAAACAAUACAUAUUUAAUUCGUGAUAAAUUAGGAAGGAUACUCCAGAAGCCAAUUCAUGCAGAGAAAAUGAAACAUUACAAACAGAGAUAUCUUGUAGAACCACAUGUUGUAAUUGCCUCUUGA